AGCAAGAUGGCGUCUGACGGUGAAGACGUUAUUGCAGUCGUCACAGUUCAGUGUUCUUAAUCUGUGCGUCCAUGUACACAUAUAUGUCCUUUAUUACACUCUAUUAAAUAGAGUCAUAAUAACUGUUUGUAUAUUAGUCUGAGCGCACUUCUCCAGCUAGCUUAGCUUGCUAGUUAGCUUAGCUUGUUAGCUGCUAACAAAGAGAGAUGAAAACACAUCGCUAAGCAGAGAUCAAGUGUGAGUGUAAAGUGUUGUGAUUGUGUGAAAAUGUGCGAAAGAACCAUAGCAGAGUACGAGGAGGAACUUUGUCCAACAAAAGAGGAGAAGGAGCGACAACAUGAAAAACAUCAAGUUGUGUUACACACAACAGACAUCCAUCAGCUGAUUGGACACCAAGAAGAAUGUCUCCCUCAUCUGCAGGGGGACAGUUUCACUUCAGAGGAUCCACAGCCCUCACACAUGAAAGAGGAAGAGGAGGGAGAGUGUCCUGUAGGGCAGGAGGAGGAUGAUGUCAGCAAGUUUCCACUGACUGUUGUCUCUGUGAAGACUGAAGAGCAUGAAGACAAAGCACCUGAGUCCUCACAGCUUCAUCACAGUCCAAACGUCUGUGAAGAACAACUUCUGCCUGAAAAACAGGAGAGUAGCUUCAGGAUGUUGAAGGAGGAUCCACCAAAGAGGAAGACCAGGCACCACGGACCCUCUGAAGUCCCCUUUUCCUCUUUGACACAGACCCUGCCCUGUAAAAAGGAAGAGGAAGACUCACUGACCCCCCACAUUAAAGAGGAAGAGGAGGAACACAGCGUUAGUCAGGAAGUGACUGGUGUCCCUGUGAAGAGUGAAGAUGAUGAGGUCAAAGGUGAAAGUGAGGAGAAGAGAGAGGCGGAGCCUCCAAGCAGCAGCUCAACACAACACAUGACAACAGAAGCUGAUGGAGACCACUGUGGAGGAUCACAAGCAGACAAGAUCUUAGCUCCACUAUCAGAUAGUGAGGACACAACGUCACACUCUCCUGACACUGAUGAUGAACACUCUAAAGAUGAUGCAACAUGUCACACUGACAACACUCACUUCACAUGUUCUCACUGUGACAAAACUUUUAAAUACCAUAGUGAUCUGAAAACACACAUGAGAAUACACACUGGUGAAAAACCUUUUUCUUGUUCAAUCUGUGGUAAAGGUUUGACACAAAGGCGAUCUUUGAAAAUACACAUGAGAAUACACACUGGUGAAAAACCCUUUUCCUGUUUAACCUGUGGUAAAGGUUUUACACAAAGUCAUCAUUUGAAAGGACACAUGAGAACACACACUGGUGAAAAUCCAUUUUCCUGUUCAACUUGUGGUAAAGGUUUUACACAAAGUCAAUAUUUGAAAGUACACAUGAGAACACACACUGGUGAAAAACCUUUUUCCUGUUCAACUUGUGGUAAAGGUUUUACACAAAGUCACAGUGUGAAAAGACACAAGAGAAGACACACUGGUGAAAAACCUUGUAUCUGUUCAAUCUGUGGUAAAGGUUUUACACAAAGUCAACAUUUGAAAGGACACAUGAGAGCACACACUAGUGAAAAACCCUUCUCCUGUUCAAUCUGUGGUAAAGGUUUUACUAAAAGGCAAUCUUUGAAAAGACACAUGAGAAGACACCCAGGAGAGAAAGUGUUGAGUUGCAGUGUGUGUGGUGAAAGAUUGUCUUCUAAGUACCAGUGUAAGAAACACAAGUGUGCUGGUGAGAACAGCAGCAGCAAAUGAAACUGCAGGAUUUGAAAUAAACUGUCAAGACUUUAAUGUUGACUUUCUAACAACAUCAGCACAUAUAACA
Messenger RNA from Nerophis lumbriciformis (worm pipefish), 1816 nucleotides. The record is from RefSeq and is a predicted model, not a curated record. NCBI's taxonomy places the organism in Eukaryota, Metazoa, Chordata, Actinopteri, Syngnathiformes, Syngnathidae.